AUGGGUGCAAGCGGCGCACGGAUGGCACAGGAAACGGGGGAUGGCGGAAGAGAGGAGGAGCAGAGCUGCGGGGAAGUCAUUGACGACCAUAUCGCUGAACGUGCGGAAGUCGCAGGCGACGACGACGACGACGACGACGACGACGACGACGACGACGACGACGACGACGACGACGACGACGUGAGCGACAGUGGCGACGACGUGGUGCUGCUGGGGUUCGUGCAAAAGCCGUCGCACGCCUGGUCGCUCGCCCGCCAUCGCUUCCCCAGCAAAGUUGGGGGUGCGCCGGCGUACCUGGACCCGCUCAACCUGCCGCCACACGCCCUCCUCUGCCACUUCUGCUCGCACCCCCUGCGAUUCCUGCUGCAGGUGUACUCGCCAGUGGACAGCGAGCCGUCUGCCUUCCACCGCACGCUCUUCCUCUUCGCAUGCCGCCACCAGCACUGCCUCACACGCCACCAGCAGGAGCAGGCAGAGGUGGCGGACGGCAGAGCAAAGGAAAGGAGACGAAGUGUGUGUGCGCUGCGAGCUCAGCUGCCUCGUGCCAACCCCUUCUAUGCCUUCACCCCGCCCCCUCCGGAUGCACCGGGAGCACCACUCUCCCACCAAGUGCCCAUGUGCGAGUGGUGUGGCACGUGGAGGGGCAGCAAGCGCUGUGGCGGCUGCAGGCAGGUGGCCUACUGCAGCAAGGACCACCAGAAGGAGCACUGGCGAGCGGGCCACAGUGCUACCUGCCCCCGCACUCCACCCACCACCUCUGCCACCUCCCCACCCGCUGCUCCCUCUGCUCCUCACGCUCCUCUUCCUGCUGCCGCUGCUCCCUCUGCCCCGUCACAUCCUCCCGGCACCGACACGUCAGCAGCAAGGAUACCUGCCACGUCAGCAGAUGCUGAGUCAGCAGGGGGUGCAGGGAGUGACGUGUCAGAAGCGGAUUGGAGAGUGACAGUGUUGGACAGGGGCGGGUGGAAGGAGUGGGAGAUGGUGGUGGAGGAGGAGCCGGAGGAGGGAGAGGAUGGAGAGGAGGGGGAGGAGGGGGAGGAGGGUGCGGAGGGAGAGGACGCAGGGAGAGAGGGGGGGAGUGGAGGGGAAAAGGGGGUGGGGGCGCUGCUGUGGCGUGCAGUGGGUGGUGUGUGGGAAAAGGGGGCGGAUGUGGAGAAGAAGCAAUGGGCCGCGUUUCAGGCUGUGAUUGCCAAGGCACCUGAACAAGUGAUCAGAUACUGCCGAUCAGCCACCGCCCGUCCGCUGUGGCCGCAGCUGCAGGGGCAGCCGCCCAGCCAGACUGCCAUUCCUCCCUGUGGCGGCUGUGGUGCUCCCAGGAUAUUCGAGUUCCAGCUGCUCCCCCAAAUCAUCUACUACAGUGCGCCUGACGCCACUGCUGACUCAGCGCUCGACUUCGCCACUGUGGCUUCAGGAGUUGAAGCAACAGCACGGGGGGCAAGUGCAGAGGGAAGCAGCAGUGCAGCGGGCAGCAGAGAUGCAGGCAGUGGGGACGUGAAAGGCUGCGAGGCAGCAGGGCAGGGCGAGAGCUUGUACGAGCAGAGCAUGGGGUAUGUGGAGGAGUUUGUGUGGGUGCAGCUGCCUACCCAAGACCCUCCCGUCCGUCUUGCGCUGCCGUGCCUUCCACGCGUCCACUUCUCCCGCAGUAACCCCGCGACACUCGCGCUGAAUCGCGGCCACCGCGGCAUGAGGCGAGCUGCGGGGAGUUCUCGCGCAGCGACAGAGGGCCGCUCGGGGGAGUGGCGCAUGCGCGCAAGCGCAGGCGGGAUGGCGAGUGUGGGGAGUUGGGGGAGUGUGGGCCCCACACGCAUCGACGAGGACGGCGACGACACUGGUCUGCUUGACGCGUGGCACGAUGAUGACGUGGCGAUGGAGCAGGAGGGAGAGGGAGAGCGUGAGGGGGAGGGGGGGGACAUAGGGGGUAUGGAGGAAGGGGAUUUGGAAGAAGUGGCUGACUUGGAGGAGGUGAUCGAUGACGAGGCUGACAAUAUCGCGUACGAGGAGGAUGAAGACGAGGGGGAAGAAGGGGAGGAGGAAGAGGAUGAAGAGGAGGAAGAGGAGGGCGACGAGACAGGACGAGAGGAGGAGGAGGAAGAGGAGGAGGAAGAAGAGGAGGAGGAGGAAGAGGGGGAAGAAACGGAUGAGGAGGAAGGGGAGGACUCAGACUGGGCACCGGAGUCGAGCAGCGGGCAGGGGGACUCGGAGGACGGGGAGGGCGAGGAGUGGGGGCCGCAGCAGGGGCGCGCUGAGGAGGUGCAAAGGCGCGAUGGUGCAGGCGCGCAGGCGUGGAGCGAGGGGGGGGCAGCAGCAGAGGGGGGAGGGGAGGGGACGAGCGAGGAGGGACUGGAAGGCGAUGUGAGGGAGGGGAAGGCCGAGGGGAAGUGGAGGAGAAGGGGAGACAGGUGGCGGCAAGGAAAGCUGGAGGGGCAGGGGGAGGGGAAGAGGAAGAGGCAGAGGGAGGGGGAGGGGGAAGGGGACUGGUCGAGGGAGAGCAGUGGGGAUGCAGGUGGUGCUGCGGAAGGGGAGGGGGGCGAGGAGGGCGGGGAGGGGCAGUGGGAUAAUGUGGGUGCAGGGAGGGGACGGGGGACAGGCAGGGGGAGGGGCAGAGGGAGGGGCAGAGGGAGGGGCAGAGGGAUGGGGAGGGGGCGGGGGAGAGGGAGAGGCAGGGGAAGGGGAGGGAAGCGCGGCAUGUCAGGCGAGGGCGAGGAGGAGGGGGAGGGCGGUGCCCUGGGCGCAUGGAUGGCUGGCGGUGCUGCAGCAGUGCCGUCGCUAUCAGCGGCCCACCGCAACCCCGCUCUGGCGCUGCAGACAUUCCCCCACUGGGGCCGCGGUGGAGGGCGCGAAGGGGGACAGGCAGACGAGGGUGAGGAGGGAGACGAACGGCAGCGGAGGAGAAGGCGCCGCCGCACACAGGAGGGCAGUGGGGACAGCAGUGACGAGGGGGGGGGAGGCGGUGGAGGGGCGGUGCGGGCGGCGUUGUUUGGAGCUAGCAUGGACGACAUCUGGGAGGCCGCCACAGCGCCGUCUCGCAAGCGACGCAAGAUGCUGCGCAAGCAGGGCCGGCCCAAGGGGUCGUCACGCCUGUCUCCUGAGGUGGUGGCUCGCCUGGGCGAUGCCAACCUCAUGUACGCCAUGGGCCGCUACACUGAGGCCAUUCCUCUACUGGAGGCGGUGAUACGGGAGGCGCCUGCGGUGCCCGACAGCUACCAGACGCUGGCACUGGUGUACGACGCACUGGGGGAUAGGAAGAAGGCCGUGAACCUGAGCAUGAUCGCUGCGCACAUCACCCCUCAAGAUACCGCGCUCUGGCGCCGCCUCGCUGCCUGGUCGUUGGAACUGGGCAACCCCUCUCAGUCACUCUACUGCCUCUCCAAGGUGGUGCGGCGGGACCCCUCAGACGUGGAGGCGCGGUGGGAGCAGGCGCUGCUGCUGGCGGAGGCGGGCGACUACCGCCGCGCCGCUGCUGCUCUCGAGCUCAUGCGCGCUCACAGGGAGGCGGGCGGGCAAAGGGAGGCCGAUGGGGAGGUCUGCAAGAUGCUGGCACGGAUGUAUCACCGCAUCGACCAAUCAGACAAGGCCAUCGAGGUCCUCCAGUCGCUGCUCUCCUCCCCCUCCGCCACCCCCGCCGCCCCUCUUGACCUCACGGCGGUCAACAUCCUCGCCGAGCUCUACAUGACCAAGGGAAGCUUCCAGGAAGCGCUGGCGGUGGUGGAGCGGGCGCGGGUGUCGCUGUGUCCCGGGGAGGCCCUGCCGGUGGACCUGGGCGCCAAGGCCGGCACCUGCCUCGUGCGCCUGGGCCGCUUCACAGACGCUCAGCCGUACCUGCAGGCAUUGGAGCAGGAGAGCGCAGGCGACUGUGCAGACCUCUUCACGGAGGCAGGCGACGCGUUCAUGGCCGUGGGCCGGCCGGCAGAUGCCGUCCGCUUCUACCGCCCGCUCUGCUGCCACUGGGAUCACGUGCCACUCGCUGCUGCCGCUGCCGCCGCUGCAGAUGCUGCUGCUGGGGAUCCUGGGGGUGCUGCUGCUGCAGAAGCCGGUGCCGGUGGGGCAGCGACAGCGUCAGAGGGGCAAGUGGGAGGGGCGGAGGCGAUAUGGCAGGAGGUGGAGGGGCGGGCGGCGGUGUGGGUGAAGCUGGGAGCGGCGUGUGCUGCUGCUGGCCGCGUGGAUGACGCCCUGCUCAUUCUCCACCGAGGUGCGUGCACCGGAGGCACUCUCUUCCCUCCUUUAUGCUCCCUUCCCUCCUUUACACUCUUCCCUCCUUUACACUCUUCCCUCCUUUACACUCUUCCCUCCUUUACACUCUUCCCUCCUUUACACUCUUCCCUCCUUUACACUCUUCCCUCCUUUAUGCUCUUCCCUCCUUUACACUCUUCCCUCCUUUACACUCUUCCCUCCUUUAUGCUCCCUUCCCUCCUUUACACUCUUCCCUCCUUUACACUCUUCCCUCCUUUAUGCUCCCUUCCCUCCUUUACACUCUUCCCUCCUUUAUGCUCCCUUCCCUCCUUUACACUCUUCCCUCCUUUACACUCUUCCCUCCUUUAUGCUCCCUUCCCUCCUUUACACUCUUCCCUCCUUUACACUCUUCCCUCCUUUAUGCUCCCUUCCCUCCUUUACACUCUUCCCUCCUUUACACUCUUCCCUCCUUUAUGCUCCCUUCCCUCCUUUACACUCUUCCCUCCUUUACACUCUUCCCUCCUUUAUGCUCCCUUCCCUCCUUUACACUCUUCCCUCCUUUACACUCUUCCCUCCUUUAUGCUCCCUUCCCUCCUUUACACUCUUCCCUCCUUUAUGCUCCCUUCCCUCCUUUACACUCUUCCCUCCUUUACACUCUUCCCUCCUUUAUGCUCCCUUCCCUCCUUUACACUCUUCCCUCCUUUACACUCUUCCCUCCUUUAUGCUCCCUUCCCUCCUUUACACUCUUCCCUCCUUUAUGCUCCCUUCCCUCCUUUACACUCUUCCCUCCUUUACACUCUUCCCUCCUUUAUGCUCCCUUCCCUCCUUUACACUCUUCCCUCCUUUACACUCUUCCCUCCUUUAUGCUCCCUUCCCUCCUUUACACUCUUCCCUCCUUUACACUCUUCCCUCCUUUAUGCUCCCUUCCCUCCUUUACACUCUUCCCUCCUUUAUGCUCCCUUCCCUCCUUUACACUCUUCCCUCCUUUACACUCUUCCCUCCUUUACACUCUUCCCUCCUUUACACUCUUCCCUCCUUUACACUCUUCCCUCCUUUACACUCUUCCCUCCUUUACACUCUUCCCUCCUUUAUGCUCCUUCCCUCCUUUACACUCUUCCCUCCUUUACACUCUUCCCUCCUUUAUGCUCCCUUCCCUCCUUUACACUCUUCCCUCCUUUACACUCUUCCCUCCUUUAUGCUCCCUUCCCUCCUUUACACUCUUCCCUCCUUUAUGCUCCCUUCCCUCCUUUACACUCUUCCCUCCUUUACACUCUUCCCUCCUUUAUGCUCCCUUCCCUCCUUUACACUCUUCCCUCCUUUACACUCUUCCCUCCUUUAUGCUCCCUUCCCUCCUUUACACUCUUCCCUCCUUUACACUCUUCCCUCCUUUAUGCUCCCUUCCCUCCUUUACACUCUUCCCUCCUUUACACUCUUCCCUCCUUUAUGCUCCCUUCCCUCCUUUACACUCUUCCCUCCUUUACACUCUUCCCUCCUUUACACUCUUCCCUCCUUUAUGCUCCCUUCCCUCCUUUACACUCUUCCCUCCUUUACACUCUUCCCUCCUUUAUGCUCCCUUCCCUCCUUUACACUCUUCCCUCCUUUACACUCUUCCCUCCUUUAUGCUCCCUUCCCUCCUUUACACUCUUCCCUCCUUUAUGCUCCCUUCCCUCCUUUACACUCUUCCCUCCUUUACACUCUUCCCUCCUUUAUGCUCCCUUCCCUCCUUUACACUCUUCCCUCCUUUACACUCUUCCCUCCUUUAUGCUCCCUUCCCUCCUUUACACUCUUCCCUCCUUUACACUCUUCCCUCCUUUAUGCUCCCUUCCCUCCUUUACACUCUUCCCUCCUUUACACUCUUCCCUCCUUUAUGCUCCCUUCCCUCCUUUACACUCUUCCCUCCUUUACACUCUUCCCUCCUUUAUGCUCCCUUCCCUCCUUUACACUCUUCCCUCCUUUACACUCUUCCCUCCUUUAUGCUCCCUUCCCUCCUUUACACUCUUCCCUCCUUUACACUCUUCCCUCCUUUAUGCUCCCUUCCCUCCUUUACACUCUUCCCUCCUUUACACUCUUCCCUCCUUUAUGCUCCCUUCCCUCCUUUACACUCUUCCCUCCUUUACACUCUUCCCUCCUUUAUGCUCCCUUCCCUCCUUUACACUCUUCCCUCCUUUACACUCUUCCCUCCUUUAUGCUCCCUUCCCUCCUUUACACUCUUCCCUCCUUUAUGCUCCCUUCCCUCCUUUACACUCUUCCCUCCUUUACACUCUUCCCUCCUUUACACUCUUCCCUCCUUUACACUCUUCCCUCCUUUACACUCUUCCCUCCUUUACACUCUUCCCUCCUUUACACUCUUCCCUCCUUUAUGCUCCCUUCCCUCCUUUACACUCUUCCCUCCUUUACACUCUUCCCUCCUUUACACUCUUCCCUCCUUUACACUCUUCCCUCCUUUACACUCUUCCCUCCUUUACACUCUUCCCUCCUUUAUGCUCCCUUCCCUCCUUUACACUCUUCCCUCCUUUACACUCUUCCCUCCUUUAUGCUCCCUUCCCUCCUUUACACUCUUCCCUCCUUUACACUCUUCCCUCCUUUAUGCUCCCUUCCCUCCUUUACACUCUUCCCUCCUUUAUGCUCCCUUCCCUCCUUUACACUCUUCCCUCCUUUACACUCUUCCCUCCUUUAUGCUCCCUUCCCUCCUUUACACUCUUCCCUCCUUUACACUCUUCCCUCCUUUAUGCUCCCUUCCCUCCUUUACACUCUUCCCUCCUUUACACUCUUCCCUCCUUUAUGCUCCCUUCCCUCCUUUACACUCUUCCCUCCUUUACACUCUUCCCUCCUUUAUGCUCCCUUCCCUCCUUUACACUCUUCCCUCCUUUACACUCUUCCCUCCUUUACACUCUUCCCUCCUUUAUGCUCCCUUCCCUCCUUUACACUCUUCCCUCCUUUACACUCUUCCCUCCUUUAUGCUCCCUUCCCUCCUUUACACUCUUCCCUCCUUUACACUCUUCCCUCCUUUAUGCUCCCUUCCCUCCUUUACACUCUUCCCUCCUUUACACUCUUCCCUCCUUUAUGCUCCCUUCCCUCCUUUACACUCUUCCCUCCUUUACACUCUUCCCUCCUUUACACUCUUCCCUCCUUUAUGCUCCCUUCCCUCCUUUACACUCUUCCCUCCUUUACACUCUUCCCUCCUUUAUGCUCCCUUCCCUCCUUUACACUCUUCCCUCCUUUACACUCUUCCCUCCUUUAUGCUCCCUUCCCUCCUUUACACUCUUCCCUCCUUUAUGCUCCCUUCCCUCCUUUACACUCUUCCCUCCUUUACACUCUUCCCUCCUUUAUGCUCCCUUCCCUCCUUUACACUCUUCCCUCCUUUACACUCUUCCCUCCUUUAUGCUCCCUUCCCUCCUUUACACUCUUCCCUCCUUUACACUCUUCCCUCCUUUAUGCUCCCUUCCCUCCUUUACACUCUUCCCUCCUUUACACUCUUCCCUCCUUUAUGCUCCCUUCCCUCCUUUACACUCUUCCCUCCUUUACACUCUUCCCUCCUUUAUGCUCCCUUCCCUCCUUUACACUCUUCCCUCCUUUAUGCUCCCUUCCCUCCUUUACACUCUUCCCUCCUUUACACUCUUCCCUCCUUUACACUCUUCCCUCCUUUACACUCUUCCCUCCUUUACACUCUUCCCUCCUUUACACUCUUCCCUCCUUUACACUCUUCCCUCCUUUAUGCUCCCUUCCCUCCUUUACACUCUUCCCUCCUUUACACUCUUCCCUCCUUUAUGCUCCCUUCCCUCCUUUACACUCUUCCCUCCUUCACACUCUUCCCUCCUUUAUGCUCCCUUCCCUCCUUUACACUCUUCCCUCCUUAUGCUCCCUUCCCUCCUUUACACUCUUCCCUCCUUUACACUCUUCCUCCUUUAUGCUCCCUUCCCUCCUUUACACUCUUCCCUCCUUUACACUCUUCCCUCCUUUAUGCUCCCUUCCCUCCUUUACACUCUUCCCUCCUUUAUGCUCCCUUCCCUCCUUUACACUCUUCCCUCCUUUACACUCUUCCCUCCUUUAUGCUCCCUUCCCUCCUUUACACUCUUCCCUCCUUUACACUCUUCCCUCCUUUAUGCUCCCUUCCCUCCUUUACACUCUUCCCUCCUUUACACUCUUCCCUCCUUUAUGCUCCUUCCCUCCUUUACACUCUUCCCUCCUUUACACUCUUCCCUCCUUUAUGCUCCCUUCCCUCCUUUACACUCUUCCCUCCUUUACACUCUUCCCUCCUUUACACUCUUCCCUCCUUUAUGCUCCCUUCCCUCCUUUACACUCUUCCCUCCUUUACACUCUUCCCUCCUUUAUGCUCCCUUCCCUCCUUUACACUCUUCCCUCCUUUACACUCUUCCCUCCUUUAUGCUCCCUUCCCUCCUUUACACUCUUCCCUCCUUUACACUCUUCCCUCCUUUAUGCUCCCUUCCCUCCUUUACACUCUUCCCUCCUUUAUGCUCCCUUCCCUCCUUUACACUCUUCCCUCCUUUACACUCUUCCCUCCUUUAUGCUCCCUUCCCUCCUUUACACUCUUCCCUCCUUUACACUCUUCCCUCCUUUAUGCUCCCUUCCCUCCUUUACACUCUUCCCUCCUUUACACUCUUCCCUCCUUUAUGCUCCCUUCCCUCCUUUACACUCUUCCCUCCUUUAUGCUCCCUUCCCUCCUUUACACUCUUCCCUCCUUUACACUCUUCCCUCCUUUAUGCUCCCUUCCCUCCUUUACACUCUUCCCUCCUUUACACUCUUCCCUCCUUUAUGCUCCCUUCCCUCCUUUACACUCUUCCCUCCUUUACACUCUUCCCUCCUUUAUGCUCCCUUCCCUCCUUUACACUCUUCCCUCCUUUAUGCUCCCUUCCCUCCUUUACACUCUUCCCUCCUUUACACUCUUCCCUCCUUUAUGCUCCCUUCCCUCCUUUACACUCUUCCCUCCUUUACACUCUUCCCUCCUUUAUGCUCCCUUCCCUCCUUUACACUCUUCCCUCCUUUACACUCUUCCCUCCUUUAUGCUCCCUUCCCCUCCUUUACACUCUUUCCCUCCUUUAUGCUCGCUCCCUUCCCUCCUUUACAUGCUCCUCUUCCCUCCUUUACACUCUUCCCUCCUUUAUGCUCCCUUCCCUCCUUUACACUCUUCCCUCCUUUACACUCUUCCCUCCUUUAUGCUCCCUUCCCUCCUUUACACUCUUCCCUCCUUUACACUCUUCCCUCCUUUAUGCUCCCUUCCCUCCUUUACACUCUUCCCUCCUUUAUGCUCCCUUCCCUCCUUUACACUCUUCCCUCCUUUACACUCUUCCCUCCUUUAUGCUCCCUUCCCUCCUUUACACUCUUCCCUCCUUUACACUCUUCCCUCCUUUAUGCUCCCUUCCCUCCUUUACACUCUUCCCUCCUUUACACUCUUCCCUCCUUUAUGCUCCCUUCCCUCCUUUACACUCUUCCCUCCUUUAUGCUCCCUUCCCCCUCCUUUACACUCUUCCCUCCUUUACACUCUUCCCUCCUUUAUGCUCCCUUCCCUCCUUUACACUCUUCCCCCUCCUUUACACUCUUCCCUCCUUUAUGCUCCCUUCCCUCCUUUACACUCUUCCCUCCUUUACACUCUUCCCUCCUUUAUGCUCCCUUCCCUCCUUUACACUCUUCCCUCCUUUAUGCUCCUUCCCUCCUUUACACUCUUUUACUCUUCCCUCCUUUACACUCUUCCCUCCUUUAUGCUCCUUCCCUUCCCUCCUUUACACUCUUCCCUCCUUUACACUCUUCCCUCCUUUAUGCUCCCUUCCCUCCUUUACACUCUUCCCUCCUUUACACUCUUCCCUCCUUUAUGCUCCCUUCCCUCCUUUACACUCUUCCCUCCUUUAUGCUCCCUUCCCUCCUUUACACUCUUCCCUCCUUUACACUCUUCCCUCCUUUAUGCUCCCUUCCCUCCUUUACACUCUUCCCUCCUUUACACUCUUCCCUCCUUUAUGCUCCCUUCCCUCCUUUACACUCUUCCCUCCUUUACACUCUUCCCUCCUUUAUGCUCACUUCCCUCCUUUACACUCUUCCCUCCUUUAUGCUGCCCUUCCCUCCUUUACACUCUUCCCUCCUUUACACUCUUCCCUCCUUUAUGCUCCCUUCCCUCCUUUACACUCUUCCCUCCUUUACACUCUUCCCUCCUUUAUGCUCCCUUCCCUCCUUUACACUCUUCCCUCCUUUAUGCUCCCUUCCCUCCUUUACACUCUUCCCCCUCCUUUACACUCUUCCCUCCUUUAUGCUCCCUUCCCUCCUUUACACUCUUCCCUCCUUUACACUCUUCCCUCCUUUAUGCUCCCUUCCCUCCUUUACACACUCUUCCCUCCUUUACACUCUUCCCUCCUUUAUGCUCCCUUCCCUCCUUUACACUCUUCCCUCCUUUAUGCUCCCUUCCCUCCUUUACACUCUUCCCUCCUUUACACUCUUCCCUCCUUUAUGCUCCCUUCCCUCCUUUACACUCUUCCCUCCUUUACACUCUUCCCUCCUUUAUGCUCCCUUCCCUCCUUUACACUCUUCCCUCCUUUAUGCUCCCUUCCCUCCUUUACACACUCUUCCCUCCUUUACACUCUCUUCCCUCCUUUAUGCUCCCUUCCCUCCUUUACACUCUUCCCUCCUUUACACUCUUCCCUCCUUUAUGCUCCCUUCCCUCCUUUACACUCUUCCCUCCUUUACACUCUUCCCUCCUUUAUGCUCCCUUCCCUCCUUUACACUCUUCCCUCCUUUACACUCUUCCCUCCUUUAUGCUCCCUUCCCUCCUUUACACUCUUCCCUCCUUUAUGCUCCCUUCCCUCCUUUACACUCUUCCCUCCCCUUUACACUCUUCCCUCCUUUAUGCUCCCUUCCCUCCUUUACACUCUUCCCUCCUUUACACUCUUCCCUCCUUUAUGCUCCCUUCCCUCCUUUACACUCUUCCCUCCUUUAUGCUCCCUUCCCUCCUUUACACUCUUCCCUCCUUUACACUCUUCCCUCCUUUAUGCUCCCUUCCCUCCUUUACACUCUUCCCUCCUUUACACUCUUCCCUCCUUUAUGCUCCCUUCCCUCCUUUACACUCUUCCCUCCUUUACACUCUUCCCUCCUUUAUGCUCCCUUCCCUCCUUUACACUCUUCCCUCCUUUAUGCUCCCUUCCCUCCUUUACACACUCUUCCCUCCUUUACACUCUUCCCUCCUUUAUGCUCCCUUCCCUCCUUUACACUCUUCCCUCCUUUACACUCUUCCCUCCUUUAUGCUCCCUUCCCUCCUUUACACUCUUCCCUCCUUUACACUCUUCCCUCCUUUAUGCUCCCUUCCCUCCUUUACACUCUUCCCUCCUUUAUGCUCCCUUCCCUCCUUUACACUCUUCCCUCCUUUACACUCUUCCCUCCUUUAUGCUCCCUUCCCUCCUUUACACUCUUCCCUCCUUUACACUCUUCCCUCCUUUAUGCUCCCUUCCCUCCUUUACACUCUUCCCUCCUUUACACUCUUCCCUCCUUUAUGCUCCCUUCCCUCCUUUACACUCUUCCCUCCUUUAUGCUCCCUUCCCUCCUUUACACUCUUCCCUCCUUUACACUCUUCCCUCCUUUAUGCUCCCUUCCCUCCUUUACACUCUUCCCUCCUUUACACUCUUCCUCCUUUAUGCUCCCUUCCCUCCUUUACACUCUUCCCUCCUUUACACUCUUCCCUCCUUUAUGCUCCCUUCCCUCCUUUACACUCUUCCCUCCUUUAUGCUCCCUUCCCUCCUUUACACCUUCCCUCCUUUACAACUCUUCCCUCCUUUAUGCUCCCUUCCCUCCUUUACACUCUUCCCUCCUUUAUGCUCCCUUCCCUCCUUUACACUCUUCCCUCCUUUAUGCUCCCUUCCCUCCUUUACACUCUCUCAAACGCUCCCUUCCCUCUUUACACUUUCUUCUUCCGUCCCAGCUCUCUCGUCUCUUGCACCACUCUCUCCCAUCCUCACCGCCACUGGGCAUCUGCACUUCUUACCUGUUGCCCACGUCCUCAACUCCUUCGACGCUUUCCCUUCCUCCCUCUGCCCUCUUCUCUCCCUUGCGCUCCCCUCCCCUCCCCCCAGUGGUGGCGUGCCUGCCCUGGCUGCCUCAACCCCGCCUGCACCUCUCCUCUGCGCUCGCCCUCGCGGGUCGCCUGCCAGAGGCAGCGGCCGUGCUGGAGGGGCCGGGGGAGGGCCAGCAGGGGGGUGUCGAGGGGCAGCAGGCAGGGGCAGAGGCAGCACGGGGAGGAUCGCAGGGGGGUGCGUCAGGUGCCACAGGCUCUUAUGCCAUCCCCAAGGGCACUACAGUGGUGGCGCGGGCGAGGGGGCGGGGGGGAGGAGGGGCGGGGCGGCGUGGUGGAAGCUGGUGGAGGUGCGACUGGCCAGGGCGUACCUGUGGGACAAGGCUGACAACGCCAGCAAGUUCCUGGAAGUUGCGCUGCCCAUGGUGUCCCAGUCUAUAGCAGGUUAUCGAAGGAGAGAUCCCGUGAGAGUGGGGAGUCCAGAGAGCGAGUGGGACUCGUUAUCUUCAUCCCCUCGCCUCACACCCCUUUUCACCCGCUCCCUGCCCGCGCAUCAGAUUGUGGCGGCCUUCCGGGCGGCGCACCCGUGGUGGCGGGCGUGGAUGCGGCAGCUGAAGGCGCUGCUGGGCGAGCAGGCGAGGGAGGGCAAGGAGGGGCUCUACCGCGGCCUCAAGCUGCGCCUGCCCCGUGGCAUCGCCGCCGUCCAGCUGCGACUUGGGCCUGCAGGGCGUGGACGGGCCCUCCUUUCUCAACACCCUCGCCCCUCCCCUCCUCAUCCCGCCUCUCUCAACCCCAUCCCCCCCUCCCCUCCCCACUCCCCUCCCCCUCCCCUCCCCCUCCCCUCCCCCUCCCCUCCCCCUCCCCUCCCCACCCCCUCCCCCUCCCCUCCCCCUCCCCUCCCCACUUCCCUCCCCACUCCCCUCCCUCUGGGCGCCACACAGCUGAGCUCUCUGAACCCAUCCCCCGCUCCUCCCCCUUCCCCUCUCCCCCCCUCCCCCCGGUGGUGCGGCGCACAGCUGAGCGACUUGGGGCUCAAGGACGUGGACGAGCCCACGCUGCACGAGGUGCCGCUUCCUGGAAUCUUCUCAGACGACCAGCAGUUCGCCCUGCUUCUCAAGGUGGUGCAGGCUCUGCUGCAUGAGGGCCGCCCCAUGGAGGCUGAGCGCCUCGUUGAGACCGCUCUUUCCCGGAACCUUCCCAAGCCCAUGAGGAAGCAGCUGCAGUCAGCCAUUGCUGAGGAGGCGAGCGGCAUGCUGCAGUUUGAGGUGGCGCGGGCCAUCAUCAGCGAGCAGCCUCACAGCAUCCAAGGCUGGUCGCUCUUCCACUCCCUCACCCUCAGGGGCACGGAGAGCAACGACCGGCGGGCCAAGUUCCUGCAGCAGAUGCGCAUGCGGCAGCCGGCGUGCGUGGCGGCCAUGGUGGUGUCGGGGCACCACCAUGCGCUGCGCGGCCACAUGCAGGGCGCGUGCCGCGAGUACCUGCGCGCCCACCGCCUGCACCCCCACGACCCCCUCAUCUGCCUCUGCUCUGGAGUGGCGCUGCUGGAUCUCUCCCUGGGCUCGCGCCUGCGUGACCGCAGCCAGUGUGUGCUGCAGGGCAUGGCGCUGCUGCAGCAGUACGCCCAGCUAUCAGGCGACACUCAGGAGGUGCAUUUCAACUUGGGUCGUGCGUUCCACCAUGUGGGUCUGCUGCACCUCGCUGUCGACCACUACAAGCGCGUUCUCUCCUCCGCCACUCCACAUCGGCACCAUGCCACGGCCGAGCAGCUGGGAUUGAGAAGCCGCAGAAGCAGGGAGGUUAGAGAUCAGGAAGGGCAGGAAUAUGACGCAGGGUUGAAGCGAGAAGCAGCCCAUAACUUGGUGGCCAUUUACAGAAAUAGCGGAGCUGAUGCGUUAGCCAGACAAAUCAUGAGAAGCUAUCUGACCAUUUGA
Closterium sp. Yama58-4 is the source of this 14106-nucleotide messenger RNA. The record is from the annotation of a GenBank genome assembly. Lineage: Eukaryota; Viridiplantae; Streptophyta; Zygnematophyceae; Desmidiales; Closteriaceae.